Miscanthus lutarioriparius is the source of this 804-nucleotide messenger RNA. Lineage: Eukaryota; Viridiplantae; Streptophyta; Magnoliopsida; Poales; Poaceae. The record is from the annotation of a GenBank genome assembly.
AUGGCGGAGACUGGGCAAAUUAAAAUUUUUGGGGACCAUCCUUCGCGGACAGAAGCUGCUCUUGCAAAGACAAGAAGACAUUUGUACAAAGAGGAAAGGUUAGAAGCAGAGCAAAGGAGACUAGAAGAAAUAGGGCCGAUAGCAUACUACUCAGAAUGGGUUGAAGCUUAUAAAAACAAGGAUACAUCACGCGAAGCCAUACAGAAGCACUUUGAGGAAACCGGCGAAGAUGAGAAUGCUCAACUUAUAAAAAUGUUUCAACACCAAACUGCUGGGGAAUAUCGUAUCAUGAUGGGCACCGAUGUGCGUAUUCAGCGAGAUCCUUUGGCCAUGAGAAUGCGGGAAGACCAGAUCAAACAGAUUUGGGGCGGUGAUCCUGUCUAUCCAACAAUUAAUUAUGUUCAGGAUCCUGAUGAAGUGACGGACUACAGAGGUCCUGAAUUUCAUGAGCCUACCCCUGAAGUUGUACCUUACCUGAUGGAGUAUAUUCCUGAAGUCAAAGAUCCUAUGGCUACUGCCAUUGAUAUAGGAGAGCAAUCUUACAAUGAAGACAGUGAUGAUGAGGAUGAGGAUGUCGAUAAAGCUGCUGCACGGCCUGAAUCACUAGAGGAUGAGGAAGAUGAUGGGGAUGAUGUUGCGGAAGUAGAAGAGAAAGUGAACCAGAAUUGGAGUGUUCUAAAGUCUACUGGACAGACUGAAAAGCCCAAGGAAAAAUCAAAUAAAGGUGAAAUGUCACUAAAAGAAGCCAUUGACGAUUCUGAGAACCUAACUGACUUUCUUAUGGACUUUGAGGAAGACGAGUAA